Molecule: messenger RNA, 2010 nt
Organism: Rhagoletis zephyria (snowberry fruit fly)
Lineage: Eukaryota; Metazoa; Arthropoda; Insecta; Diptera; Tephritidae
Molecular function (GO): RNA-DNA hybrid ribonuclease activity; nucleic acid binding
Source: RefSeq, a predicted model, not a curated record
AUGGGAAUAUCACAUUCAAUAUCGCGAUGGUUACAAAAUUUUCUAAACAACAGAAUACUAAAACUAGGCAAUAACUCAAUAACAACAAGUAAAGGACUACUACAGGGAAGUAGCCUUAGUCCAGUACUCUUCAAUCUAUAUACGGCUGAGCUACACAACAUUAAUGACGCUAACACAAACUUAUUCCAAUUCGCAGAUGAUUUUUUUAUAAUCACGGCACACAAGAACUUCAACACCAUAAAAGAAAAUCUCAAAAAUAAAAUAGUAGAAUUCACCAAUAACUGCAAUCAAAUAAACCUAAAACUUAAUUUAAACAAAACUAAUGUAAUACACUUUAAUAACAAGAAACAACAACUAGACAUACAAAUAAACAACAUAAAUAUAAAUCAAGUAGACUCAAUUAAAUACCUUGGAAGAUAUAUAUCUAAAAACAACUCUGCCAAUAUUCAUGUAAAUGAAAUAACUAACAAAAUUCACAAAGAUUGCAAAUUUCUGAAUAUCCUGAGUGGCUGCAAAUUUGGAAUAUCACCAAGCAAAGCUUUACAACUUUACAAAGCGUUUGCUAGAGCAAAAGCAGAAUAUGCUGCUUCCUCAUUCGCAAAUCUAAGCAAAACGGCAUCAACAAAACUGGCAAGCUGUAACAAUAGAAUACUAAGGAAAUGCUUGGGACUCAUUCGAUCAACACCAACGCAUGUGGCUUAUCACAUGGCCGCUGAAUUACCCCUGGAAUACAGAUUUAGAUUAACAACAGCCAAAGACAUAAUUAAAAGUUUUGCUUACGAACUACCAAUCACAGAAGUACUCUCACAGGAUAAUUUAUCCUUCAAUACCAGCUAUACCACUGUCUUUAAACAGUAUGAUGACAUCUUCCGAAACAUUGUAAAAAUACCAACGCUUUCCAAUACAUCUAACAAAACAAAAAUUGACACAGAAUUCUUCAAGGGAAUGGUAAAUUCGAAAAAGAAUGCGAGCAGUGAACAAAUUCAACAAUUAUUUAUUACCAAAAUUGAAGAACUUAAAAGCAAAGAGUUAGAAAUAAUAUUCACGGAUGGUUCAAUUAAAGAAAUCACAACAAAUGCAGCUUUUUUCCACGAACGUACCAACACUAUAAAAGCUUUUUACAUAAACAAGAUUUUGUCAUCCAUGUCUGCUGAGAUAAUUGCCUUUGAUAAAGCUAUCGAUUUUGCUACCUCGCUUCAAUACCAAAGAGUUGCCAUAUUGACAGAUAGCAAAUCAGGAGCAUUGGCGCUAUUAGAUGAAGAGACGAACAAUAGCUUAAUAAUAAACUUAAUAAAUAAAAUAAACACAAGUAAUAUCAUUACAUUGGAAAUACACUAUAUCCCAAGUCAUAGUGGAAUUCAUCAAAACUGCGUGGUGGACAGAGCUGCAAAACUUGCUAAUAUCACUGGUGAAGAGAUAACUAUCGAAUGGAAUAUAAAAGAUGCCAUAAAAGAAGUUGGAAGACGAUUGGCCUCUGAAUGGCAAGAAAAAUACUCUGAAAUUAAUGCGAUUGAACCUGACAACCCGGGGCCAAGCUUCAGCGUAUCCAGUGAAUGUACUAUAGAACCCAACCAAUGCGUCUUUGAAGUGGUUUGCUGCAGUCACUGCAAUAGGUUCGAGAAACAGCUUCAAGAAAUAGACAAAAAACUCGAAGAGCUACAAUUGACAGUCGAAACGCAGAAGACUGCAAUUAUGGACGCAAUAUCUGCUCAAAAGGUUACCACUCAGCAAUUGGAAUCUGCGGUUUCAGCUAUUUUAUGUAACAAUAUAAAAAAUAUCAGGCUGCUGCUAAAUAUGGACGUUAUAAAAGCCUUAAAUGUGGAUGGUUCACAUGGGCAGAUUGGCUUAAGGUCCCUUCUUAAUUUUUAUGGUACAUUGACUGGAGCCAUUGCCAAGAUGCCUUUUAAGGGAUUGUCGCCGGAGGAUACUCUCCGAAAAGCCAUAAAAUUGGAAAAGGCGAGAUAUUUUAAGAAAGCCUAUCGACAAAACAAAAAGACUUCUGAAUCUUAA